This is a messenger RNA of Microsporum canis CBS 113480, 1464 nucleotides long. RefSeq names its product low-temperature viability protein ltv1. The coding region runs from base 1 to 1464 and encodes 487 amino acids. The transcript has 2 exons. The record is from RefSeq and is a predicted model, not a curated record. Gene Ontology annotation, biological process: ribosomal small subunit biogenesis; ribosomal small subunit export from nucleus. Gene Ontology annotation, cellular component: nucleus; preribosome, small subunit precursor; cytosol. Lineage: Eukaryota; Fungi; Ascomycota; Eurotiomycetes; Onygenales; Arthrodermataceae.
AUGCCUCCGACGAAGCAGUGGAUGUAUGUGAACUCACUCGAUAAGAAAUCCGCAACGAAAUAUCAACUCUUCCAUAGAUCGCAAAAUGAUCCGUUGAUACACGAUCCGGAAGCUGAAGAUAGGAUCCUUCAUGUGGUUGGAGGGCCCAAUCCUGCGUCUAGUGCGAAACCAUCAUCCUCGAAACGAGAAACAGGGACACUUCGUGACCUCGAUGAGGAAUUUAAAUCAGCGACUCGGAAAAAUGAAGGAGAGGCAGCGAACUAUGGUAUUUUCUACGAUGAUAGCAAAUAUGAUUACAUGCAACAUUUGCGCGGCUUAGAUGAGGGUGUUGGAGGCUCACACUUCAUUGAGGCGAAAACAAAGGGCAAGGGAAAGAAGGGCAUGAAGCUUGAAGAUGCGCUGAAAGAAAUUUCCCUGGAUGGUGAUAGCGCGGAUGACUUUACCUAUGGUGAUGCCAAUGAUGAUAUCCUGUCAACUGCUUCCUCAUAUGUACGCAAGGCUACGUACCAGGACCAACAAGAUGUACCGGAUGCGAUUGCAGGUUUCCAGCCGGACAUGGAUCCACGGCUGAGAGAGGCUCUAGAAGCGCUGGAAGAUGAUGCAUAUGUUGAUGAAGAAUGCGACGAGGAUAUAUUUGAUAACCUAGUUGCUGGUGGCCAUGACGCAGAGGUAGACCCUGAUGAGUGGAGGGAUACGUACAUCGAAGAGGAUGAGGGUUGGGAGUCGGAUGCAACAGAAAAGGCGCCGGUUCAACAUGACAAAUCGACUGACAGCCAGAUACCUGUGACACCAGACAGCGCCUCGGAUACCAAUAAACCAUCUCAGCCGCCCAAUAAUGAGCAGAUACCAGACAUGGAGGAACACGAGGGGGACUGGCUGAAAGAAUUCGCGAAAUAUAAGAAAGAUAUAAAAGGGAAUAAGGGUGUGGCCAACGGGGAUGAUAAUGCUUCUGAACUCCGCACUACGGCAUCAACUUUGUUCACACUCGGAGGGACCCCGGUUAGGAAGAAGAAACGCAAGGGUGCCCAAACGAACCCUUCAGCGUAUUCGAUGACUUCCUCUUCACUUGCCAGGACAGAAGGCCACAGGCUUCUCGAUGACCGAUUUGAAAGAAUGGAGGCCCUGUACUCUUUGGAUGAAGGAGAAGAAUAUGAAGGGUCGAGCAUGGCUGAUGACAUGUCGGUUGCGAGUGGGCUUUCGCGAUUCUCCAGGUUCUCCAAACUUUCACAAGCCCCGAGCCUUGUUGCAAAUGAUAGAGAUGUGCCGCUUCGCUCAGAUUUCAAUGAUGUUAUGGAUGGAUUCUUAGAUAAAUGGGAUGACCGACGAGUUCAUGCUAAACGCAAGGGCGCACAGGGUAGGCGUGGGAAGAACGGAAAUGAAGUCAUUGGCAUGAAAAUGCUGGACGAGGUUAGACAAGGCCUUGGGCCCCCUAGGCUUUCUACGAACGCCUUUGGAAAGGUUUGA